CACCUAUCACAUAGGACUAGAGGCGAAUGAGGCCUAUCUUCCUUUUGUCUUCUCUUUCCUCUCUCGACCACCAUGAGGAUAUCGCAAAGUCAAUUGCACGCGCCCCUUGCGAGGCAGCCGAGGUUCGAGGCAGCGCCGCCCCGCCCGCCGCCAAUCGCGUGAAUCGCCGACCGAAAACCGCGAUGGGGAUCCAUGGUCGGUUCGCAGAGAGUCUGGGACACGCCCAAGAUUAUUGAUGCUGGUCUUGGAUGGCUCCGCAAAGGCAACAACGCAGCAUCGAGAUUUGGUUGAUCUGAUCGGUCGACGGUCGCCUCCAUCGCGGCCUUGCCAGUCCAAUCCAGGCCUCCAACUCUCCUUUUUUUCCCCCUUCUUCCCCAACUUCAUAGCCAGAGAGAGUCCACCCUCGCCAUGCCGUCGGUCCCAACAAUGCUGGGCUCCACUACCAUCACCAGAAGGCUUGUUCUCGCUGGACCUCUGUCGAGUCUGCCUAUAACUGCCCCGACCCGGUUCUCGACGCUGUCCCGAGGCAUCUCCCUGGCCCCGAGGCUCUCUCGAAAAACUUACUCGACUGCUUCUGCUGACGCAGCUUCUCCCCCCUCUCAAACACCUCAGCCCCGUUCUCGCUUUCGCCGCUUCGUCGGCUUCACCACCAUCGCUGUCGUCGCAUUCACUGCCGGCUUAGUCUACCAAACCUCCAAAACAGUCUCGCGCAUGAUGUCAGUCAAUCUCACCACCGACGAGGAGACCCUCUCCGCCUUCGUCCCCCACGACGACUUCUCCAAGGAGGUAGACGAGUAUAUCCGCACCCAUCCUGUGGCCGUGUCACUGCGCGAAAACCCUGCGUUUACGGAAUCCCGCCCACACAUGAAGAUCCCCGAGCACCUGCGCGCGCGCACACUCACAGGUGGCACGCUCUCCGGUCCUGAUAAGAUUGUGGCGCCGCCCCUGGUGUUCUGCGAAGACGGCGGGAAGAGCCUGGUGUCGCUUUUUUACCUCGGGCCAAGUCUCUGCGGUCACCCGGGGAUCGUGCACGGCGGGUUGCUGGCUACGCUACUGGACGAGGCCAUGGGUCGGUGCUGUUUCCCCGCCUUGCCGAAUAAGGUGGGCGUGACCGCCAACUUGAGCCUGGAUUAUCGCAAGCCCGCGAUGGCCGGGAACUAUGCCGUUUUGCGGGCAGAAACGGUCAAGGUCGAGGGUCGCAAGGCCUGGGUGGAGGGUCGGAUUGAGACUCUGCCCGAGGAGGGCAAAGAGCCGGUGGUGCUGGUAGAGGCCAAGGCCUUGUUUAUUGAGCCGAAGCAGGCGGCGGUAGGUUCAGCGGAUCCGUUGACUAAGAGAGGCUAAUCAGACAUGCAGGCAAUGUCGACCCUUUACAACAUCACCAACUAACUGAUUGAAUUAACUGAUCCGAUCUAAAUCACUUAUAUAUACAUGAAACUUGGACUCGACGGUCGUCGCGACUAGAUCAUUUCACAGGCGCAUAGAUGGACUGG
Molecule: messenger RNA, 1490 nt
Organism: Aspergillus sclerotioniger CBS 115572
Lineage: Eukaryota; Fungi; Ascomycota; Eurotiomycetes; Eurotiales; Aspergillaceae
Product: PaaI family thioesterase
Exons: 2
Coding region: 409-1341 (310 amino acids)
Source: RefSeq, a predicted model, not a curated record